Molecule: messenger RNA, 1476 nt
Organism: Diospyros lotus (date-plum)
Lineage: Eukaryota; Viridiplantae; Streptophyta; Magnoliopsida; Ericales; Ebenaceae
Product: myb family transcription factor IPN2
Exons: 6
Coding region: 148-1227 (359 amino acids)
Molecular function (GO): DNA-binding transcription factor activity; DNA binding
Source: RefSeq, a predicted model, not a curated record
UUUGAGAAACCAAAUUAAUAAAGAGCCCUUCUCAUCUCUCUCCUUCAAAAAAACCAAAACCGCACCCUAUUCCUCCCUAUUUGCAUCGCAUUUGUUCUUGAAUCUCUUCUCACCCUCACCCUCCAGAGAGAGAGAGAGAGAGGGAGAAUGUUCCAUACAAAGAAGCCUGCAGCUAUGAAUUCCCACGACAGGCCCAUGUGUGUUCAAGGCGACUCCGGCCUUGUCCUCACCACCGAUCCCAAGCCCCGCCUCCGGUGGACCGUCGAGCUCCACGAACGCUUCGUCGACGCCGUCACCCAGCUCGGUGGCCCAGAUAAGGCGACGCCGAAGACCAUCAUGAGAGUUAUGGGUGUCAAGGGCCUCACUCUUUACCAUCUCAAGAGCCAUCUUCAGAAAUUCAGGCUUGGAAAGCAACCUCACAAGGAAUUCAACGAUCACCCAAUGAAAGAUGGUGAGAGAGCUACUUCGGGUCUAGAUCUUCCACGAAAUCCAGCUUCUUCCUCUGGGAUUAUUGGCCGUAAUAUGAACGAUAAUGUUCCCUUCCCUGAUGCAAUUAGGAUGCAAAUGGAGGUGCAGAGACGACUCCAUGAACAGCUUGAGGUACAGAGACGCCUCCAAUUAAGGAUCGAGGCUCAAGGGAAGUACAUGCAGACGAUACUCGAGAAAGCCUGCCAAACCCUAGCUGGUGAAAACAUGGCUUCUGGCAGUUACAAAGCGAGCACUACUGUUCCAAAUCAUGAAAUUGAAUCAUCCAUGAAGGAUUUUGGCUCCGCCCUCAACUUCCCAUCUCUCCAAGACCUCAACAUCUAUGGAGCGGAACAACAACUAGAGCUUCAGCACAAUAUGGAGAGGCCGCCACUGGAUGGAUUCAUGCCCAACAAUGAAACAAUUUGCCUUGGUAAGAAGAGGCCAAACCCAUACAGUGGAAGUGGAAAGAGCCCUUUACUUUGGCCAGAUGAUCUUCGUUUGCAAGAACUGGGCACAGCUGCAUCUUGCCUAGGGCAUCAAGAUCAUGAUCCUUUCAAAGGGGAUCAGAUCCAGAUUGCACCUCCAGGGGCUGAAAUGGAAUCAGUGUCAGACAUUUUCGAGACAAAGCCGAUGCUUUCGGGAGAAGCCAUGGGGGAGAAGAAGUUUGACGCAGCGUCAGGGAAGCUUGAAAGGCCCUCUCCAAGAAGAGGGAUUAGCCCGGUGAUGAGCACACCAGGAAGAAAUUCUCCAUUUGUUUGAAUCUAGCCAUAUAUAUACAUAUAUAGGGCUUUAUUAAUAUUAAACUGCUUAGAGCUCAUGAUAAAGUAUGAUGAGAUCUAGGGUUUUUGACACAUUUGAGUUUAAGCCUAACGACUAUAUGUGAUUGCAUAAUGCCAUGCAUACAUGGCAGACAUUCCUACUGCUACUAAGUUAACUGGUCAGUUUGUAUUGUAAACUUAAUCAUGCUGUUACUUUCUUGCUCAUAUGUAAUCAAUGCACAUUUCUCUA